Molecule: messenger RNA, 3652 nt
Organism: Oxyura jamaicensis (ruddy duck)
Lineage: Eukaryota; Metazoa; Chordata; Aves; Anseriformes; Anatidae
Gene: INTU
Product: inturned planar cell polarity protein
Exons: 15
Coding region: 53-2647 (864 amino acids)
Biological process (GO): nervous system development; vesicle-mediated transport; establishment of planar polarity
Cellular component (GO): cytoplasm; cilium
Molecular function (GO): protein binding
Source: RefSeq, a predicted model, not a curated record
AUAGGAGGGCGCGGUGCUCGUCACGUGCGCGACAGGAGUUGCUGCGGCUGUCAUGGCGUCCGGGGGGGACGGCGGGAGCGGAGCCGCCGCCGCCGCUGCUGCUGCGGGCGCGGAGCCGCUGCAGGGUGAAGGCGUUGGGCGCGCGGAGGGCGGCGGCAGCGGCAGCAGCGGGAGCGGCUCGUGUGCCUCCUCCCUGUCCGCGAGCUCCGAUGACCUUGAGCCUGAAUGGUUGGAUGGUGUCCAGAAAAAUGGGGAAUUAUUUUAUUUAGAAAUGAGUGAAAGUGAAGAAGAAACUUUGCUUCAGAACACCUGUCCAGAAAUACCAGCAGUGAAUCAUGUCAGGUUUCGUGAAAAUGAAGCUGAAGUUAUUCAGGAGGGAUCAAGAAAAGAAAGAAAGUAUGAACUGAAGAAAUUGACAAAAAUAUUAAAAAAGAAGAAUCUUUUACCAAAGAAUUCUGGUAAGAAAGGGAGUGCAAGCUGUAAUGUGCACUCCACUGGUCCUACUUCUAUACUGAAACACCAAUCCACUCAGAAAACAGGUGUCACUGUUCAGCAAAAAUACAAAGAUAUAUAUGUUUAUGUAAAUCCCAGAAAACUGUACGGUGCUGGAGAAGAGGAGCAGCACAAGCUUCUGGAGGCCUUGGUAGGCAUAGUCCAUCAGUCAUCAUGGAGCAGCAGAAGAGCAGAAAAACAAGGCAAGAAGGAUAAAGUCAUCAGAGGAAUCAGUGAAGAGAAGCUUGUAGUGCAUGGCUUGGUGCCAGGUAGCUCAGCAAUGAAAACGGGUCAAAUACUGAUUGGAGAUGCUCUAGUUGCUGUAAAUGAUGUUGAUGUGAAUUCUGAAAACAUAGAAAGGGUUUUGUCUUGCAUUCCAGGUCCUAUGCAGGUAAAACUCACAUUUGAAACAUCGAUAUUUGAGCCUGAAGGAACAUCUCAGCAAAGGAGUAAGCGGGCACAGUCAAGUAUGAACAACCUGGUUCGGCUUUUGUGGGGGGAAGACAGCGCGGACCUUCAACAGGCGACACGAGAUGUGCCUCAUAUUGUUAUGUUCCUCUCGCUGAAACUGGACUCCGAAACAUCUAAGGAUGAGCAAGAAAUUCUUUAUCAGUACCCCAUAUCGGACGCAUCCCAAAAACUCAAAAAUGUGAGGGGAAUAUUUAUCACGCUCUCUGACAUACUGGAAAGUGUUACCGGUACCCAGAUUAUCAGUUCCUCUCUUUUCUUGUGUGGAAAACUGGUUCAAGUUGUUUACUGGAAAGAAUGUGACAAGUUACUUGUAAUUGGCCUUCCUGAAGAAAAUGUGCCACUUUCCCAGUUAAGGAUCAUGUUGGAAAAUGUUGUCAGGACCUUAAAAUUUAUGUACAGCUCUUUAGACAGUGCUUUUUGCCAGGUGGAAAAUGUUUCUCGUCUGGAUCAUUUUUUCAACCUCUUCUUCCAGCGAGCACUUCAGCCUGCAAGACUCAACGCAAAUGCCAGCUCCAGUGCUCAACACUAUGAUACCUUCAGUGCUUUAUUCUUAGACAAUCUCCCAGGCUUGCGCUGGCUGACAUUGCCUCAGGAAAUCAAGAUGGAAAUUGACACAGCACUGAGCGAUCUUGAAGCAGCUGAUUUUGCAGAACUGUCUGAAGAUUACUACGACAUGAGAAGAUUAUAUGUGAUUAUGGGCUCUUGUCUCUUCUACAAGGGUUACUUGAUCAGUAAUCACUUGCCAAAGGAAGAUCUUAUUGAUAUAGGUCUAUAUAGCCGGCACUAUUGUCUGUUACCCUUGGCAGCAGAACAGAAGAUUGGUCAGUUGGUGAUAUGGCGGGAGGUAUUUCCACAGCAUCACAUCCAGCCAUGCAAAGUGUCAAGUUUUACAGGAUACAGAGAACCUGAAGCAAGAUACUUUUUAUUGAUAGUUGGCUUGAGACACUUCAUGCUGUGUGUUCUGCUAGAGGCAGGAGGCUGUGCAUCAAAAGCCAUUGGGAAUCCAGGACCAGACUGUAUAUAUGUAGAUCAGGUCAAAGCCACAAUACUUCAGCUGGAAGGAAUAGAUGCCAGCAUAGAGGAAAGGCUAGAUUCUCCUUCCAUUCCACCUUUAUCUUGUGCAGACUGGUUCCUUCCUGCAACACGUGACAAACUGGAGAGCUUGACCACCUCACCCAUCAUAAGCAAGAUACAAAAUGCUUCCAAAAUAGUAACUACUCCAGCAAGCAAAAGGACCCUGUUCGGUGACUCAUCCUUAAUGACACGUAAGCCAAGUCCUACAAGAAGCAGUGGAGGACCUGACCAUGGCAAUGAAGGUCCUGCAGAAGAUGAAAGCAGUAAUCCACAAGCUGUAGCCGAUCAGGUCACUAGAAAAAAACAUACCCUACCAAAUCCAUUUAAUUCAGGAAACCCUAAAAAGAACCUGUCAGAGAAGGAUAUAGAACUUUUUAAUGCUAUCAAGUUGACAUCUGGUCCUGAGAAUACCCUCUUCCACUAUUUAUCUUUGGAAACAAUGCAAGGAAUCUUUAUUACUCCAACUCACAAGGAAGUAGCACAGCUCGGUGGCUCCAUCCACCCACAGUUAAUCGAGAAUUUUCAUCGUUGCUGUCUUUCAAUUCGCUCAGUUUUUCAGCAGUCCAUGAAAAAAGAAGAAAACCUUUUCUUUCCUCUCAGAAGCAACUGAUUGGAACAGAAGUUUAUUGGCAUGGUUGCAAUUGAACCAGAGAUGCCUCAUCUUAACAGUUCUCUUAAAACAGAUUUGUUUCAAAUGGAUUUCCAUGCAUUUCCAUAAUCUCAUCUCCCUUCUCAUGCUUCAAAAAGAAAAUAAGAUACAAAGCUUGUUUUUUUCAUUAUGUAGACAUAUACAAAAGAGUAAUAAACAUCCUUUGACUUCAGGGGGAGAAGAGUUGGACAAGUGACAAACCCUUUCAAAAUUUCUCCUCUGCUUAUCUCAGUGUCUGUUCUGGUCUUUUUCCCUUUCCAUUUCUGAUAAAAAGAAAAGUAGCUUUAUUGGACUUAGAGAACUGUUGAGCACCAAGACAGAGCAAAGUAGGUUUGCACAUGCACUUUGAUCCUUACUAAAUGGGUACCAGGGGUUCAGUUCCACACCUGAACUUUUACAAGUUUUGUUCAAAAGCUCUACAUAAAUCAUAGCCCUCAAAAAAAAAAUAAAAAAUCAACAAAGCACAAAAAAGUACAUCUUAUGCACUUAUACUAAGUGCAAGAAAAUGCUCUGAGCAAAGUAUUUCAACUGUUUGCUUAAAAAAAAAAAAAAAAAGUAAAAGAAACUCCUGCCUGACCAAGUUUAUUGAAUAGGCUUUUACUAUCACAAUUCUUAAUUAGGAAGGCAAACAAAUAAAGGGAGAUGAGAGCUUUAACUGUUUAACGCACUUUUUUUAAUGAAGCUGUAUUAUCUCAAAUGUCUUAUUAAAGAGAAUGUUUUUCAGAUAGAAAACAACCUCUUGAUUGCAUAACAAUGAGGGAAAAAAAAAAGCCUGUUUAUGUCAAAGUAACAAAACUGUGGAGAAAAGAAUCAUAUAAGCAAAAUAGUUCUCUUCUAAAUCUGCCUUUUUGAAAGCAAUUUGAUUCAGCAGCUUCCUGAAGAAAGCAUUUUAUAGAUAUAUUUGCUAGUAAUUUACAUAAAAAAUUCUUUACUAACACUUCACCCACUUCACUUUUUUUUUUUUUU